Messenger RNA from Porites lobata, 3504 nucleotides. The record is from the annotation of a GenBank genome assembly. NCBI's taxonomy places the organism in Eukaryota, Metazoa, Cnidaria, Anthozoa, Scleractinia, Poritidae.
CCUUGGAAGCCAAAGUGUCAUCUGCACUCCGAACCUAGUAUAUCAUGUUAGCUGCGACCAGUCGUUAACUGGUGCAUUGACCUUCCAGGUAAUUAUGUAAGAUUAUUCCUAAUUGUUAAAUUUAUUGAACUCUUGUGUCCAGGGAUAGAAAAGAACAAGUCGCUUGUUCAAUGUCAACUACAUAAGUAUUGAGUAUACCAUAGUUUUAAAUUGCCGUUUAGAAGUGUGUGAGAAUUAUGCUUGGUCAGUGUUUGGUGUCGAAAACGAACCUGCAUGUUAGAGGACAGUAACAAAAUUAAAUUAUUAGAUAAUUCAGCUCUUAAACUUCAUAAAAAUCAUGGAUUAUUGGUUAUAACUUUAAUUUUAUGGGGUUAAUUUAAAUAGGGAAAAAGGAUAUUAAAAAACCUGUUUGACUGACUCAGUUGGGCAAUUUUUAAAACUCUUGCUACUAAAAAGAAGUUUUUUGUGACCGAGUGGACACCGAGCCUAUCAGUGUGGAUCAGUUUCAGGGAAGGAGAGUAAUUUUUGAUCAGAGUACAUUUAUCCCUUAUUUUUAAAGGAUGUUUUUUUAAAUGGAGGGUAGUGAUUUUAUUUGAAUCUAUAGAGUGUCCAUACAUUUAAAUCUUUGGGAACUUUUAAUUUUUAGUGUCAGACUUAUAAGUGUAUGUAGUUGAAAAGAGUUUGUAGCCUUUUAUCCAUUGCACAUUUAUAAUAGUCCUUACAGUGUUAAUUGAUUGUUUAGUUGCCCUGAGGUGGGGGCACCCAUUUAAACCAUAACAGGUAACUCAGUUCGUUUAAUAUUUGACAUGGUAAUCCUACUGCAGAAGGUGCAUCAGAUUUCAUAUAACUUGUUACUACGUGCAAUAAGGUGCACUGUACAGGUGACAGACACUUCAUUCUCUGUUUUAUUUUGUGUGUCAGCCUAUCAAGUCUAUCCGUUCUUAGGAGGGAUUUGCACUGCCUAGGAUAAAGGAGGGCAACUUGGACUGAUGGAUACGCCCUGCAAGCCACCUUGUCAUCUGCGCUCCGAACCUAGUAUAUGAUGUCAGCUGUAACCAGUUGCCAACUGGUGCAUUAACCUUUCAGGUAAUGAUGUAAGAUUAUUCCUAAUUGUUAUAUUUAUUCAACUCUUGUGUCCAGGGAUAGAAAAGAACAAGUCGCUUGAUCAGUGUCAACUGUGUGAGUAUUGAGUAUACCACACUUUGUAAUGGCGCCCUUAGGACUGUGUCAGAAUUACGCUUGGUCAGUCUUUGGUGUCAAAAACGAACCUGCAUGUUAGAGGACAGUAACAAAAUUAAAUUAUCAGAUAAUUUAGCUCUUAAAUUUAGUAAAAGUCAUGGAUUAUUGGUUAUAACUUUUAUGGGGUUAAUUUUAUAGGGGAAAAGGAAAUUAAAAAACCGGAUUCACUGACUGAGUUGAAAUUUUGAGGAGAGAUAAGUUUUCGCUUAUUAUAAGGUUUUGGUGACCAGUGUGAAGAAGAUGAGAAUAUAGAAGAUGAAAGUGUUGUUGUCAGAAUGCUGAAUUGUGGUACAGAAAAAGGAAAACACAAAAGCUAAAACAACAAAACUGCAGGUAGCUUUGCAAAGAACAUUUUUCUUCUUGACCAAAUUAUAUAUUGUGAAACUGGAUCAUUGUUAUCUUAUGAUAGCUAAAUAAUAUUGAAGAAAGCACAAGCGAUAACAUGAAAUUGUGUUUUAUUUCUAAAGGAAUCCUCGUAUUUGCAAGGCCUUGUUCCAUAGUGGUUGAUGUGAAGGAGCUCUUUGGGGCUGAGAGCAAGUCUCAAGUGUACGCACAUGUGCAUAAUUUCUUAAAGAAAAUUAAAGACACUAGUAAGUAUAUUUUUUGCAGUUAUGACUAUUAUUAUAACAGUAUCAACAAAGUGCUUAAUGUAUUAAUAGGCCAUUUCCGAGUUCCAGAAAAUCUCAGUUUCAAAACGAGUCUAAGUGCGAAAUCUUUGUUGUGAAAAUUAGUUUUAUUUGCAUCAUAAUUAAAACUCAUUUUCACACAAAGGUUUCGCACUUAGCCUCGUUUUGAAAGUGAGAUUUUUUGAAACUCGGAAAUGCCCUAUUGAUGUAUUGUCAAACAACAUUUCCCUAAAAGAAUAUUAUUUUUACUAUCUUUAAGAUGUUCUGUUUUAUGAUGAUGCGUGUCAUUUGAAACGCUAUGCCCAAAAUCUAGUGAGAAAGGAUGCCAGUGAUAUUGCAAGAAAGAUGGCCACUAUGGACAUGGUGUGUGAUUGCUUUCACUUUGCCAACCAUACAGAUAAAUGGUGUAAGAAAAAUUGCAAUCCGUACAAGACUGCCAAUUUAGAGGUAAAUAACAAUUGUGUAACCAAAGGAAAUAAUAUUAAGGUAAUUGAAGGAAAAUUUUUCAAAAGAUAGGCUAACUUGAGAAAUUGAGCACUUUGUUACUGAAGGAAUGAGAACAUAGCUUUCACCGCUAUGGCUUUUGAACUUGAAGUGUUUGUGGCUUACAGCCCCAACACACUACGUCCGCCCUCCUGUAAAUAAACUCAUUCUAAGCAAAUUUUGGAUCGAAAACAACAACAACAAUCUUUAUUUGUACUGUCACUUUAUCCCGGACCAUAUUAAACAAAGAAUCUAUUAAAAAUAUAUUAUAGUACUAACCGCCUGGAAUUACCAUAAGCGCUAGAGGAGUCAGGGCAGCCAGUUGUAGACGCCAUCUAUCUCGCUGACCCGCUGAACUAACUAUAUUUGUAAACUACCCGGUAUUGGAUAGUCAUUAACUUUGUCCUUUGUGUUGUUUUCCCUUUAGGAUGUAAUCACAGAAGUCUGCGAGCAGCUAUUCUCGUGGCUCUCACGAUUUUCUCAUAUUACAAAGCAUAUCAACAAAUGGCGUUUUCUUUUUUUAAUGCUGUACUUAUUAGACAACCAUAACGAAGAUGUUGCAAGAACCCAAUUGAUCUUUCUAAAUGCGUCUCAGUCUGAAAUCUGAAAUCGUUUUUUGUAUGUGUAAGAACUCUUCGGUGCUACUUUUGAGCUGCCUUUAAAACCCUUUCUGUGUUACGAUGUUUUAUGGAAACUUUGGCAUCUCCUUAAUUAUAGGGAUUGUUUCGGCCAAGCAAAAAGAUUUACCGUUCUUAUUGGGCCCUCCCGAAAGGGGCUUUCCCAACCCGGUAAAUCAUAUAUAUGCAGCAUUUUUUCAUUUAUACUGAAAUUUUAAGGAGGCUAUUUUUAUCAAUAAUUGCCUUAUCUUUAGCCUGAGUAGUAGGCGCUUGGAAGUAAUCGCUAGAAAGAGCGGAGCGCGCGAGAGAGACUCGCAAGGGAAGAGGGACCUACUUCUCCAGUAUGUGUCCCUCGCGCGCUCCGUUCUUUCUUGCGCCCACCACUUCCAUGCUACCUGAUUUUAUUAAAUGACCCAACUCACCCUCCGAAAAUGGUAGGGAAGUUAAUUGGAAAAUGGGGAAUAUCGUAAAUAAAUAAAGCGGAAAUUUUUAGCUUUUCUUAACGUGUCCCACGAUAUGUAUGAUUAUUAAAUAAUAUU